AUGCCGCCGGGAGAAUCCCCCCGGUCCUUCCGCCACCCGCCCUCGCGCAACGGCAGCGCGGGCGGCGAUAUGAGCUCCGAGCCUCCCCCAUUCUCGGAACACAACCCGUACCAGCCCCACCUCCCCCACUACGCGACAAACGCGCGCCAGCCGUCAUCGCUUAGAUUCUCCUUUGACAAUAAAUGCGCGCUCGGCGCAAGGCAGGAAGACUCGGGGGAGGGGCCCGCGGGGAACGCGGAGACUGCGCGGAGAGUAGGCGGAGGAGUUGACGGGGAGGGGGGUUGGGGGGAGGAUGGGGAAGCUGCGCAAAGGCGGCACAAUAAUACAGGCGCAUAUCCCGCGCAGGGGUUUGGCGGAAGCUUUGGCGGAAGCGGAGGUCCGCAGCCCGCGGGCCUCUAUCAGGCGCAGUUUUAUGGCGAGUUCCGCCAACAGGGGAACCUGCGCAACCAGAACGGGGGGAACUGGCGGGGAGGGGAAGGCGGGCUGGUGCGGGAGGGUCAGGCGGAAGGACAGCCGGAAGGGCAGGCGGAGAACAUGUCUGUGCUUCCCGAGCCUCCCUCCACAGCCUCGGAGGAAGCUGCAGAUUGGGCCGCAGCUGCGGCUGCCGCAGCAGCACGGCAGGCUUGGGAGCACGUGGGCACGGUCCCUGUAGCGACGGGCACUGUUCCUGUAGCUGGAGGUAACAAUAGCGAAUGGGAGGCGCAGAGCAAUAGCAGCAACUCCGCCCCUCCCCCUUUGCCGCCUGGCUAUGUGUCUAGCGAGAGCAGAGGGGGAGGCGGAGAUGGGAGAGGGGCGGAGGGGCAGGGAGAGGAGGUGGUAUGGCGAGGGGAAAGGAGGCUUGGGGGGGAGUCUGGGGGUGAGGUUGGGGGAGUGAGUAGGGAUGGGGGUUUGAGAGGGGAGGAGCGGUCAACGUUGAAUGAUUAUGCCAUGGUGCCUUCUGCAGGAGGGGGAGCAAUGGGAGGAGGAGGCGGUGGGACGGGAAGAGGUGGUGUGCGUGUAACGGGUGUGGGCCAGAGGUUUGUGGCUCAGAGCAACAGAGACUUCGCAGCAGCAGAAGCAGCAGCAGCGACAGCAGCAGUGGCAGCAGCAAGGGCAGCAGCAGAGGAAGCGGCCGUUCCUGAUGCCCCUCCCCCAGCAGCAAGCGGCGAGAUCAGCAAGUACGAGGAACCUUCCAGCAGCCUGCAGAUAAGCGCGGGGGGGAAUGGGGGCACAAGAGGGGAGAAUGCAGGCAUGGGCGCAGCAGAGAACACCGGCCAGCAGCAGAGGUUCAGUGUGAGGGGGGGGCCUGGGGGGGAUGCAGUAGGGGCAGGAGCAGGGGGGUAUGUGGGAGGUGGAGUGAGGAUGAGUAUGGGUGGUGGGGGGUUCGGUCCGUUUGGGUUGAGACCCAAGAGACCUGAGGUGAGUGGGGAUGUUGCUUCUAUUUGGCUCAACCGGUGGUUGCGACCCCCCACUGCUGCUGCUGGCGGCGGUGGUGUCGGUGCUGGUGCUGGUGUUGCUCAGGAGAAUCCUCUGUCUCUCCCUGUGUCAGGUGAAUUUCCAGGUGGUGGGUCUGUUUCAGCUUUAGCAGCAGCUGUAGCGGAAGCAGAGGCGGCGAGGCGUCGGUUUGAGAGGGGGCGAGUGGCCAUGCAGAGCUGGAAGAGCAAGAGCAGACCCGCUAUUGCUCACACAGGAGCAGCAGCAGGCGCAGGAGAAGGAGCAGCAGCAGCAGCGGGUGGGGUGGUAGGGGAGGGAAUCGCACGGGACAGCUCAGCACUGCGAGUGGCUGCGAUUGAAAAUGACGUGGCAGCUUGGUCUGCCUUGCUGGCAGAGAGGGGUGGAGGCGGAGGAAGAGGAGGAGGAGGAAGAGGGGGAGGAGGAGCAGCAGUGGCAGCAGCGAGUGAUGCAGGGAGCAGCGGCAGUCAUGAACAGCAGGCAUAUCAAACCCUCCAGCAGCAUGAGCUGGAGAUCCAAUCCCACCGCGACCAGCAGCGCGCAGCAGCAGGGAGUGCACUGUUCGCCCCACACUCUUCCCUCCACAGCCAGCAGAACCUGCACGCUCUCUCCAUCCACCCCCCCUCUCACUCUCACUCUCGCUCCUCUGCCACUAGGAGCUUUGGAGGGUCGUCCUCCCACUCGCCCGCUCCUCCCUCCCCACCUGUCAGGGGCGCAGGGCCAGAGGGUCUUGAGAGAGUGGCGGAGGGAGGAAUUGGAGCAGAAGGAGGGGUAAGAGGAGGAGGAGGGGGAGCGAGGGGAUUUGGGGCGUUUGGGUCGGGCUUUGGUGGUGUGGGCCGAGGGUCGGGAGGUGGCAGGCUUGGGGCGUUAAGAUCAGGAAUGGUAGAAGCGGGAAGAGGAAGGGGAGGAGGAGGAGGGGGCCAAGGAGGGAGAGGAGGAGCAGGAGGAGGAGGAGCGAGCGAGGCAGCAUCAGGGGGGCCUGUGUUUGUGAAUACAAGGCGGACAGAGGAGUAUCAAAAGCUACACCAGUCCUCUAGCACUCUCAAGCCACCAGGCCACCCUCCUGUCUCUCCGUCCGGAUUCGCUGCAUUUGGAAUGCGGGUUUCUGCAGCUGAGAGCGUCAGCGGCAAGCUCAGGUCGCUCCGAGCCGGAGGGCUAAGUCCGGCAGCGGCAGGUCCGGGAGGAGCCGGAGCCAAGCCGGGUGUUGCGCGUGCAGGUUCGGGGUUCAGCCUUAGUGCAGCAGCAGCUGCGGACGCUCUUACCAAUGCUGCUGCUGCUGCUGCUGGCCUUGGUCCUGCUGGUGCUGCCAGUAACGUUGAUGCUGCCGUUACUGCUGCUGGUCGCAGGCUAACUAGAGUGGGCAGUGAGGGUGCACGUGCUACUGGUGCUACCUUGCCUCGUCUUGGCAGCGGGGGUGGUGGCGGGGGUGGUGGAGGGGGUGGGUUCACGUGGAUUCAGGGAGGGUUUGUGCGGCGAGAAGGCUCAGCUAGCCCCGCUGCUAGUGCUGGUAGCGGCGGUGCAGCGGCUGUAGCGGCUGGUGGUGGUAACAGUGCUGACAGUGGUGGGGGUGGCAACAUGGGAUACGAUUUUGGAUACGACAUGGGGUAG
Molecule: messenger RNA, 3039 nt
Organism: Closterium sp. NIES-65
Lineage: Eukaryota; Viridiplantae; Streptophyta; Zygnematophyceae; Desmidiales; Closteriaceae
Source: the annotation of a GenBank genome assembly